Dermacentor silvarum is the source of this 3376-nucleotide messenger RNA. RefSeq names its product solute carrier family 22 member 8. Gene Ontology annotation, biological process: transmembrane transport. The record is from RefSeq and is a predicted model, not a curated record. Lineage: Eukaryota; Metazoa; Arthropoda; Arachnida; Ixodida; Ixodidae. Gene Ontology annotation, molecular function: transmembrane transporter activity. The coding region runs from base 260 to 1966 and encodes 568 amino acids. The transcript is spliced from 12 exons.
CGUGCGUGCGUGUGCGUGUGUGCAUGCACGCCAGCGCCGAGCAGUUCGCGCAUGACUUGGUGACUUGGUGCUGAGAAACUGAAUAGGACUCGCCGCGAACAGCGGUGCAAGGCGUGUGUGGUUUCACCGCCUGCAGUCUCGUUUUAGGGGAUGUGGGCUGCCGCCGUCGCCGCUGUCAAGCCCUUGGAAACGUUCACUCCCACGAGUGCCUAGCACCAAAGCACGAAGUGGAUCCCUCAGGUGACAGUGAAGGGUGGCCAUGGAGUUCGAGAAGGUGCUGCGCGAGAUUGGAGGCUACGGUCUCUUUAACAAGACCAUCGUCACCGCUGCGCUGAUGCUAUCCGCAUGGCACGCGACACUCUGCUACUUCGGUCAAGUGUUCAUCCACAUCACACCAGCCAGCCAGUGGUGCUUCCUCAAUUACACCGGCGAUGGCUCGACACCACCCGUGGACAUAGAUCAGCUACCCCGAGGCCGCUGCCAGAUACUCCGGCAACAGCCAGAUGGCCAAUACAGCAGCAAUGAUACGGCGGUCACUGACAGUGGCAGCGAGUGGAUCACCUGCCCCACGAGAUGGUACUACGACAACAACGAGAUAUACACCACCGUCACCAUGGAGAACCAAUGGGUGUGCGGAGACAGCUGGAAGAUGUACGCAGUCCACACAGCCUACUUCACCGGGUCCAUAGUCUCCUAUUUGCUUUCUGGAUUCCUUGCCGACAGAAUAGGCAGGAAGAAGACAGUAAUCCUAGUCAUGCUCAUCGGAGCCACCGGAAACUUGCUCGGGACAUUCUUUCCCACUUUCACGACAUUCCCGAUUUGGAGGUUUCUGACGUCUAUGGGAUCCGACACUGUAUGCACGACCAUUUACGUCAUCGCCCUAGAGUACACGGUGAAGGAGCGGCGGACGCUCGUCGCCUUCCUGUGGGCUAUCAACUGGUCCGUGCUGGCCACUGCGCUGCCUUGGUACACUUAUCUCAUUCAAAGCUGGAGGGGCCUCCUUAUCACCAACACCGCUGUGGACGCUGUCCUGCUUCUCUCCCUCUGGUGGCUUCCAGAGUCUUCUGGAUGGCUGCUCUCCGUUGGCAAGAAAAAGAAGGCCCUCCAGACCUUCCAGAAAAUUGCCCGCUUCAACGGGAAGGAUGUCAGCGAAGAGCGCCUCAACGAACUAUUGCAGGACCCAGCAUCCAAAGAUCCCCAGGGCAACGACCAGAAACAGAAGACCGGAUUCUGGAAGACAACAGUCGCCGUGGUCAAGUAUCCCAGGCUACGCAAGAUAGUCAUUCUAUCGUAUCUUGGUUGCUUUAUCGUGUGCCUGUGCUACAACUCGAAUGCACUUGGCCUGGGCCGACUGGGGCUGAACCUGUACGCCAUCUACUCGAUCGCCAUCGCCUUCGAGAUGCCCGUCAACAUCCUGUGCAUCACGGCGCUGGAUAUCCUGGGCCGACGUUGGCCCAACGCUGGGUUCAUGCUGCUCGGGGGAGCCGUGUGCCUGCUCAUGGCCAUCGUGCGAACUGAGAACCAGACGUGGACGUUGGUGAUGGGCGUCAUCUCGAUGAUGUCCUUCGCUGGAGGCUACAACAUCACGUUCCAAACAUCGUCGGAGCUGUAUCCCACCGUGAUCCGCGGCCGCAUUCUCUUCCUUCAGCGCCUCGUGGGCGACAUCGGCAGCCUCCUUGGGGCACAAGUCGCGUCCUUGACCGAGUACGACAAGUACCUGCCCAUGAUGGUGAUGGGUGUGUUGAGCCUGAUCGCCGGCGUGCUGCUCUUCUGCCUACCCGAGACUCUCAACCAGGCGCUGCCUCAGAGCAUUGAAGACAGCGAGAACUUCGCCCUGGGACAGUCGUUCUGCUUCUGUCCGCUCGUGUCCGCGCGAAGGAAUCGCCGCAAGGCACGCCAGACAGAAGCAAACGGAAUGGAGGCGAAAUCCUCACCCAGCAACAGCGUUUUGCAAGCGCGCUUGUGAAGUUCUCUAAGCAACGAAGCCAUCGGGACCCAGCAGGGAUGAAACAGGCGCCGAACAUUACCGAGAGCACGUGCCUGAGUUCCGAGUCUUCACCGUUCGACGACGUCAGUGUGCGCUUUAGUAUAGGACUACAACUGCCUACUGACCAUAGAUGACCGCUAAACAUUUUUGAAGGGAUCCUGGAAUUAGGUUUUUCCUCUUUCCGGGUAUUUCACCUUCAGGUAAUAUUCUCGUUUUUUUUUUUUUUUUUUUGCUUUGAUUGGCGGAAAUCGUAAGCCAUCACUGACCUCGGCGGUGCUGCUUGUGCGGCAAAACCACGGCGUGUGCAAAAGCGGAACACAUUCCACUGGCAAGUGUGUACAAUCGACAAAAAAAAAAAAAAAAAAACAGAAAUGACAAGAGAGCUCCGCAUGUUGCCACACAUAUGUCUGACCGAGCAUAGCUGUUAUUGCGAAUGCUGCCCACGGGCUUGACCUAGCUUGAAUCAUAAAGGUCGCUGUGAAAAUAGAAGACGCAAAGCCGCCGAAACCAAGAAACGGCUAUACUUCGCUGCUAGGGGCUUCAGAACUAUUUCAUUUCUGCCAAACACAAAUCUGCUCGCACGUGGAACAACGGGAGCCUUUCUCAAGGAACCAUUGCUUACGACGGAAAGACCGCGCACGCGUGUGAAAUAUAAGGGGAUCAGGCACGCUGCGAGCAGCACGUCACAUCAGGUACUCAUCAGCCUGCGAACGAACACACCUUGACAAGGCCACACGUUCCUUAGUCUUUCUUCCUCAUCGCUGUUCGGUUGAUAGCCGGCUGGCAGCAUCUGACGACGCGCAUCGUGAUUUCCUGUGGCUCAGUGGCAACGUCAAGAAGAUGCUGUGACGUGCAUGGCUUCGGUGUCGUGCUGAACUGCCGUACUGCUCUCAGUCUGUGUUCUAAAAGCCUACAAGUGGCAGUCGCGGCCGAAAAAAAAAAGAAAAAAAAAACCGUUGUGCCAAAUGUUCUGUGACUGGAAGCAAACGCGUACGUUUGAAACGAUGGCCUCCUUUCUUCUUGGUCAUUGGUGGACUGAGAAAGAAAACGAAAUCGCUGUGGGCACGCCAACGUACCUAACAUGCAAGCUAUCUUUGGUGGUGUUACUUAGAAAUCGCACUAAAAAAACACGAUAGCUGUGUUUCUUUCUCUUUUUUUGUUACGCCACAGAGUUGACAACGAAAAGCAGAUGGGAUACUUACUGUGUGUCGGAAAUGUUUGUGUCUCGAGAAUCUUCAAAAAGUGUGAAGUGUGAGCCCGGCUUGGAAGGCAUCCUUUUUCUACUGAGCAUUUUGCUGUGUUCUGUCAUUUUGUUCCGAUUUCUUGAUAUUGUUCGCGUAUCCGCUAGUGAAUUUUCUGAUAUAAAAUCCCAGUUUUAUUCUCUCUUCA